AUGCGUACCUACGAAGACACCUUCAGCGGUCAGAAGAUCUACCCCGGAAAGGGCAAGCUCUUCGUCCGCUCGGACAGCAAGAUCUUCCGUUUCCAGAACGGCAAGACCGAGUCCCUUUUCCUCCAGCGCAAGAACCCUCGCCGCAUCGCGUGGACCGUCCUCUGCCGGAGACAGCGGAGAAAGGGUAUCUCUGAGGAGCAAGCCAAGACCCGCCGCCGCAAGCAGGUCAAGUCUCAGCGUGCUGUCGUUGGUGCUUCUCUCGAUGUCAUCAAGGAGCGCCGCUCAAUGAGGCCCGAGGCCCGCUCUGCCGCCCGCGCAGAGGCCAUCAAGGCUGGCAAGGAGAAGCGCAGCGCCGCACAGAGCGUCAAGAAGGCUGAGAAGGCCAAGACCGCGGCUCACACCACCGGCCGUGUCGUUGGAAAGCAGGGCGCCAAGGGAGCCGCACCAAAGGUCAAGGCUACGACCCGCUAA
This is a messenger RNA of Ramularia collo-cygni, 471 nucleotides long. RefSeq names its product probable ribosomal protein L24.e.A, cytosolic. Gene Ontology annotation, biological process: cytoplasmic translation. Gene Ontology annotation, cellular component: cytosolic large ribosomal subunit. The transcript has 4 exons. Bases 1 to 471 code for a protein of 156 amino acids. Gene Ontology annotation, molecular function: structural constituent of ribosome; mRNA binding. The record is from RefSeq and is a predicted model, not a curated record. Lineage: Eukaryota; Fungi; Ascomycota; Dothideomycetes; Mycosphaerellales; Mycosphaerellaceae.